Molecule: messenger RNA, 5781 nt
Organism: Acipenser ruthenus (sterlet)
Lineage: Eukaryota; Metazoa; Chordata; Actinopteri; Acipenseriformes; Acipenseridae
Product: SH3 domain-containing protein 19-like
Exons: 21
Coding region: 403-4296 (1297 amino acids)
Molecular function (GO): protein binding
Source: RefSeq, a predicted model, not a curated record
UACACUAGCGACUCUUGUGUUCGGACGAGGCACCACCUUUUGUUUUGCAGCUGCUAUACUGGAUUUCCUGUUGACGACAGAAUGUUUAGGAAAGUGCUGAAAGGUAGAUAUGCUUCCUCUUUUUAUAUCGAUGCGGUUCCCAAUAAGUGGCCAGUAAACACCCUUAAAGCGUAGAUGACAGAAAUAAUAGGAGAACUGCUGAGGUCGCUCCCUGAGAUUUUGUCGUAUGUCAUAUUUUGGCGCAUUCUUCCCAAUUGGAAAGUGUACUGUCUGCGUUUCCUGGACAAUUGGAACUGUUCACUCAACGAGAGAGGGUCAGUUGGUGAUUGAGGUCCUGGGAUAGCCCGAUUUGGAGCAGCAUCUGGAUUUAUAUGACGCUUGUUUCAAUUGAUUUCUCCGUUGAUGGCUGAAGCCUGGCUGGAAGAGGAUGAGCUGCGAGAUUUCAGGGAGCCCGAGAAUAGACGGAACAGGAGAGGACACAUGAACCCAGCCACAGAUCGCUCUGAAAGAAAUAAACCAGAUCAGCACCUCCCAAGUCAAGGACCUCUCUCCUCCAUACGGGCUGCCAUCAAAUCAGCUUCAACAAGAGUUAACUCUCCGAGCGAGCAGCAGAGAGACAGAAGGCGGCCGGAGAUCAGAAUCCUGGCUGUGGAGCCUCUCGGGCCAGGGACUUGGUUUCCAGGGGGUCCUGGAGGCUGUGCUUCAGGUUCGGCUCCUCUUGGCUUUCCCCCUGCCCAUUCUCAGGGCCUCUGGGGGGACAGCAUUCCCGCAUCAGCUCAGCCACCGCCAUCAUAUGACCAGGUAAUCAGAGAGAUUACACAUGAGCAGGUUUCCACGACAACCACGAAUGCCCCCCCUCGACCUUCAGCUGUGACUAUCUCAACGCAGACUGACUGUGAUGAUGCUGCUGAGAGCUCAGCCUCGGGAAGUGAUGUAACUAGCCAGGCAGCUCAGAGUGAGUCUGUUCCUGCUGCUGUGAGAAGACCGCCCAAACCCCCAAGGCCAUCUGUGCUGCCACUGACUAUUAAACCAGCAUCUCUCCUCAUAUCGAGAGAAUCUCCCCUCAUUUCCAUUGAGCCUCAGCUAGUUCCCAGUGAGCAUCUGCUUGUCCCUGAAUCUUCUAGUGUCCCUAGUGAGUGUCCUGUUGUCCACACAAAUGCUGUCUCUCAGCCUCUGAUUAUCUCCACCGAACCACUGAUUGUCCCCAGCGAGCCUCUGCUUGUUCCUGUAUCCUCGGUUGUUCCUAGCAAGUGUCCGGUUGUCCACACAAACACUGUCUCUCAGCCUCUGUUUGUCUCCACUGAAUCCUCAGCUGUCCCUACUGAGUCUCCUGUGGUCCCUGUUGAGCCUGUCUUAGUGGUAGAACCAGCAGCCAAGGAGGGUGUGAUAAUAAGACGGCCAGUACCAAGGCCUCGAUUGAUGACCAGCUUGAAACCUCAAGUCAAAGAAGCACAAAUUGAGACAUUGGUGGAACUUAAAAAAGAAGAUGAUGAUGAAAAUAGUAAGGUUUUGCCUAACAGCAUAGAACAAUCCACUGCAACUUAUCUGCAGGAGCUUUUAGAGUGUUUUUAUCCAGAGGAGCAAAGUGAUACAGACAGUAUGAAUACUUACGGCAACCAAAGAAAUAUCCGUGCUAAAAUACAGGCCUUUGAGUCCCAAACCAGCACAGACAUAAACGAUGGGGAGCUUUCGAAGAGACCAGAAAUCCCGCUCCGCACGCUAGCUCAAAAGCCCCCUGUGGCAGCCUGUAGACCAUCUUUAGCCCCCAAACCAGCAAAUAGAGGAUCAGGGGAAUUGGACACUUUGACAGAAUCAAAACCCGAUCUUGCCAUCAAGGAUGGCCCUGUUUUUGUACUACCAAAGCUGCAGGGAACACAAGUGCCUUUUGGUGGUAAACCAGAACCUCCCAAGAAACCCGUAUCCAAUUUUAUGAUUGAAAUAAAUAAUCGGAAUGCCUCUGGGGACAAGUCACGUUCAAGCAUUAUAAAUAAACUGCAGAACGAAAAAAAGAAGACGCCAGUCCCAGUCCCAAGACCAAAGUUAACCAAAAUAAAUGCCAGCCUGGAAAAUACAGACUUGAUUGAACAGGCAGUGGUGCCAGCUCCUCGACCCUCUGUAUUUCAAAGGGCUAAAGCUAUUGGGUCCACAGGUGAAGCGCCGGAGGUCAGUCACCCCACUCCUCCACUGCAGCUGGCGAAUUCAGGCCUUGACUUCAACAUCUUCAAUAACCAAACCACACCGGCAGUGGUUUCAACUCCAAGGCCCUCUAUUUCUGAAAGGGCUAAAGCCUUUGGGGCCCCAGAUGAGAAGCCCGAAGUCAGUCACCCCACUCCUCCACUGCAGCUGGUGAAUUCAGGCCUUGACUUCAACAGCUUCAAUAACCAAACCACACCAGCAAUGGUUUCAACUCCGAGGCCCUCUAUUUCUGAAAGGGCUAAAGCCUUUGGGGCACCAGAUGAGAAGCCCGAAGUCAGUCGCCCCACUCCUCCACUGCAGCUGGCGACUUCGGGCCUUGACUUCAAUAAUUUCAAUAACCAAAUCACACCGGCAUUAAUUAGCUGGAAUAGUGCAGAGAACAAGAGCUCAGAAGACAUUACUGAUUUAUAUUUCUCCAAACCGGAAACAACCAAUAAUGUGCCGAACCGCCAGAGCAUGCAACGUAAACCUACAGUGAUUAGAACUGGCAAGCCACCAAGCAGAUCCCCCAAUGGUGAGGAUUGCCAGGCCCCUCCCCCCCUCCCUGCUUAUGGUCCUGUGGGUGGCUUUACCGGGGCCAAACCCAAGAAACCCACCAUUGCCUCAAGAGCGGCAGAACUGGAAUCUGGGAUUUCAGGUGAGGGAGGAAGUUCAUUGGCCCGACCACUUAUGCCAAGCAGACCCAGGGAAGCAAAGGUCCUUCCAAUCCGGCCCCCUCCAGCUAAAGGGGGUCCCAAAAGGCCCCCACCUCCCAAGGUUUUGACUCAGUCUCCAUCUCUGUGCCACUCCUCCUCUGUGGCUGGACUCCACUCUGCAGGGUCCAAGCGUCCACAGAGCAUGGUGUUACCAAAAAAGGGACCUGUGCUGCCUUCCAGACCUGGCCCGGGCCACCCCCUCUAUAACAACUAUACACUUGCAGUGCCACAUGGAAUCGCACAAUGUGACUAUAUGUCCAGGACCCCAGGAGAGCUGUCUUUCCAGAAGAAUGAGGUCCUGGUGCUGCUACAGCAGAUCGACAGCAAUAGUUACGAGUGCCAAGGAGGAGACGAGAAGGGGAAAGUACUCCAAUCUCGCAUGAAGAUAAUCACUCCGCUGAAUGCGGACACAGGCAACAUGGGACCACUUAAGAAGUCAUUUAGUUUUGGCAGACUAGAUGGAGAUGGCAGUGGCCUUCGAGGCAGAGUACUACAUGACUUCACUGCAGAACACUCGGAUGAGCUGAUGCUGAGGGGUGGGGACACUGUGACCCAGCUGGAGAAACUGGAUGCAGCUUGCUACCGUGGGACGUGUCGGGGCCGCAGUGGGAUAUUCCCUGUGGACUUCAUUGAGGUUGAAGUGGAUGUUCCGGCAGCAACCAAUGGAAAGAAAGCCAGUCCUUCCCCUGCCUCCAUCAGUGGUCCAAGAUGUGUAGCCCGGUUUGAUUUUGAAGGAGAGCAAGCAGAUGAGCUGACCUUCUUUGAAGGUGAUGUGAUUAAACUGAAGGAGUUAGUGGGCGAGGAGUGGGCGCGGGGAGAAAUGAACGGUCAGACUGGAAUUUUCCCCCUGAACUUUGUUGAAAUUGUGGAGGGCCUGAUCCCUCCCUCUAAACAACAGCUGGGCCAGAAUAAACUCCCUAUUUCAGAAAUAAAUCAAAACAGUUUUGGAGAAAUAAAACGAACACCACACUUUGGCACAUCAUGCAAGGCCAAACCAGAGGUUGCUAGAUCCGGCCAGUGGUGUGAAGCGCUGUAUGACUUUGCGGGCCAGACAAAUGAAGACCUGUCUUUCCUCAAGGGGGAUCGGAUACUGAUUACUGAGAAAGUCGACUCAGAGUGGUACAGAGGGAGGCUAAACGGCAAUGAGGGAAUCUUCCCAGCUAUCUUUGUCGAAGGGCCCACGGAGGGAGCCGUCGGAGCGAAUCCUCAGCUUGGAGGGAGUACAACGGGAAAGGCUAAAGCAUUGUUUGACUUUGUUUCCGAGAGCGAAGAGGAGCUCUCUUUUAAGACCGGGGAUGUGAUUACAGCGCUGGAGUCAAUAGACGCUGAAUGGUUCUGUGGAGAGCUGCACGGUAAAUGUGGUCUGUUCCCCAAGAACUACGUCCAAGUGCUGCAAGAACCGUGAAGAUGCAACUUUUUUGAAUAUUUGAAUAGUUUUGUUUCAGUUGACCUACCUUUAAGGCACGGCUCUCUGAAAUUAAAGCUGAUUGGAAUUUAUUAUCCAAUGCCAUUGCUUAAUACACAAACUAUUUCUUUGCACUGAGCUAUGGAUGGCAUAAAUUACUUUGCAACUGUGUGCCUUACAGGAUAAUUCAGCCUUUCUUUUACAAUUAAUGUGCCUUUUUUCAUUUGACUCUAAACAGAACAAAAUGUAAGUUUAAUUAAUACAGCUAUUCUGCAGUAUUUGUCAUUACAUUUUUUUUGGGGGGGGGGGGGUGUGGUCUGUAACUGACAUAAAAAAAUGAUUAAGAUUGCAAUAUCCAUCUGAAGGUGCUAUUUUGUGCAAUGGGAUUUAAAUUACAAUAUUUGCUUACUCUUCUGAAUGCAAGGCUCUCAAAUAGCUAAAUAUUGUGUAAUGUAAAAUGCCAUAAAAUCUAAAUAAAACAGGUAAUGAAGUGCAAAAGGCAAGCUUGUAUUGAAGAUGACACAAUCCUACCACCUUUUUCCAUGGCAACUGGAAAAGGUUUAUUUGUGCCAGAAUAAGUGUUAGUUAACCUAAACAAAUUUAAUUAGCAUGCUCAACCUUACCAAGGAUCAACAAUCCUUAUUUGGAUCCAGACAUUAAUUUGUUAUGUUAACUAAGGUUGUCUUGGCAAGACCCAACAAUAAACUGUGCAAUAUGUUAUAUAAAAUAAAUCCCAAAUGUUAUUUAUUACUGUGUCCACUCAUACUUAAUCAAUUCUUAGAAAAAUGUGUAGACUAGAAGUCUUGUCAAAACAUUUAAAGGUUUACUAAAUUCUUCAUAAGGGUUAAAAUGCCACAGUGCCGCCUUAGUGCCAUUUGUUUCUGAGACAGCCCUUCGUUGUUGGAUAAUACCAAGUCGCCAAACUUGUAUAUUUUUCACUGGGAUUUUUUCAUUGCAUUCGUCACGAUCUAGCGGACAUGAACUGUCAAUGCACUAAGCAGUGGACCAUUUUAAUAAUAAAAGUAUGUGUCUAAAUGAAAGUGUGAUGCUUCCUUGUUCCAUUUGUAGAUUUAUCACCAGCUAAAAUGUUAAUUACUUGAAUUUGGGUAUUUUUGUAUUUAAUAAUUCAAGACAAGUUAUCUCAUUCAUUCAUCUUUUUCAAUAAACUAAUGGCAAAACAUAUGUACAUUUCCCACCACGUACAAAAACACACAUUAUACAUUACUGGGAUUAUGAAAGUCACUUCAAGUCAGCAAGACACAGACCAAAAGUCUCAAUGAUACAGCAGUGAAAAGAGAUUAGUACAGCCCAUGCUGUCUCAUUAUCCCAGUUAUCAAUUUCUAAGAGAGUGGAUGUUUUAGCAUUGGUGUAGUACCACAACAGUACCUUUGCCCCAAAAUAAAAGUAUUCCAACAUUAGGUAGGUACUACUGUGGCAAGAAUUGAGGCUUACUGGUAAUGCAAUACUCCAUACUGUAGAGCCACA